CAGAAUCGAAAAAAGUCGUAAAAAGAGGGGCAUAACUGCAAAACGGGAAAAGGUACCAAGCUGAUCAAUCAAUCAAUCCACGCGCUUCGCCUCUACAACGUCUCGUACCCAGUCUCCAAAAAGUCCAGUGGCUUAACCUAACCCCUGAACAUUCACAUUAAUCUUCCCUUCCGCUACACAUGGCCCGCCGAGCCCUCCCUAUCCUGAAGCGGCUAACCGCCCCGCGCCCCACAUGGAGUCGAUCCGUGACCUACAUGCCCCGACCGGGCGACGGGGAGCCACGCCCGGUGACGUUGAUCCCGGGGGACGGCGUGGGCCCGCUGGUGACGAACGCGGUGGAGCAGGUGAUGGAGGCGAUGCACGCGCCGGUGUACUUCGAGCGGUACGACGUGCACGGCGACAUGAACCGGGUCCCGCAGGAGGUGAUCGAUUCGAUUCGGAAGAACAAUGUUUGCUUGAAGGGGGGGCUGAGGACACCGGUCGGCGGUGGAGUGAGCUCGCUCAAUGUUCAGCUUCGGAAGGAGCUCGACCUCUACGCCUCGCUUGUGAAUUGCUUUAAUCUCCCUGGCCUUCCCACACGGCACGAGAACGUGGAUAUCGUUGUGAUUAGGGAGAACACCGAGGGGGAGUACUCGGGGCUCGAGCACGAGGUGGUCCCCGGCGUCGUCGAAAGCCUCAAGGUGAUAACAAAGUUCUGCUCAGAACGUAUUGCAAAAUACGCCUUUGAGUAUGCAUACCUAAACAACAGGAAACAGGUGACGGCUGUCCACAAAGCCAACAUUAUGAAACUUGCAGAUGGUUUGUUUCUAGAGUCUUGCCGGGAGGUUGCUACCAAAUAUCCCAGUAUCAAUUACAAUGAGAUUAUUGUGGACAACUGCUGCAUGCAACUGGUUUCGAAGCCCGAGCAAUUUGAUGUUAUGGUGACUCCUAAUCUUUAUGGCAAUCUAGUGGCGAACACAGCAGCUGGUAUUGCUGGAGGAACUGGUGUCAUGCCGGGAGGCAAUGCUGGGGCUGAUCAUGCUGUGUUUGAGCAAGGUGCUUCAGCGGGAAACGUGGGAAAGGAUAAGGUAGUGCAGCAAAAUAAGGCCAAUCCUGUGGCUUUGCUCCUCUCAUCAGCCAUGAUGCUCAGGCACCUUCAGUUUCCUUCAUUUGCUGACCGGCUCGAGACUGCUGUGAAACGUGUAAUCUAUGAGGGCAAGUACCGUACAAAAGAUCUUGGUGGAGACAGCACUACCCAGGAGGUGGUGGAUGCUGUCAUUGCUAAUCUGGACUGAUUGAUUAGGAAUUGCCACCUUAUUCUCAGCUAUCACCUGUUCCCGUUGAUUCCUCCUGACGAUUCCCCCGUGGUUCCAGUUCCAUAUCAUUGUUAUUAUCCUGCUUUUCGGAAGGUGUGAUUUUUUUUUUUGAAGUAACAUGAGUACACACUAAAAUCUUGAGGGUUGUAAUAA
Messenger RNA from Juglans microcarpa x Juglans regia, 1448 nucleotides. RefSeq names its product isocitrate dehydrogenase [NAD] regulatory subunit 1, mitochondrial. Gene Ontology annotation, cellular component: mitochondrion. Bases 180 to 1274 code for a protein of 364 amino acids. Gene Ontology annotation, molecular function: isocitrate dehydrogenase (NAD+) activity. The transcript has 4 exons. NCBI's taxonomy places the organism in Eukaryota, Viridiplantae, Streptophyta, Magnoliopsida, Fagales, Juglandaceae. The record is from RefSeq and is a predicted model, not a curated record. Gene Ontology annotation, biological process: isocitrate metabolic process; tricarboxylic acid cycle.